AUGUCAGACAAAUUGCAUGUCAAGAAACAUAUCAAGUAUUUAGAACGACACUUAGCUCUUCUACCCUCAAAAUAUCAAGAACACGAACCUAACAAGUUAGCGAUUAUAUGUUAUGCGUUAGUAGGACAAGCAUGUUUAGGGGUGGACGUACCAAAGAAAUAUGAAGAAAGUAAGUCAUGGUUAGAAACUCAUUACAGAGAAUUUAACUUGAACGGCGAUCUCGUUUCUGGGUUUGUAUCUUGUCCAACCAUGGACCUUACCGCUGUUCCGACAAUCAAUCUGCCGAAUACCCUAUUUGCACUAUAUAAUAUGAUUUGUUUGGACAAUUACGAGUUUUUGUUUGAAGGAAUUGAUCGGGACAGCAUUUGCAGAUUUGUUUCAAAAUGUCAAAUACCAGGAAGAGGGACAUUUGUGUCCUGUCUUGAUUCGAUGGAUAAUAGCAUCAGGUCACCCACCGAUUCAAGCGAUUUGAGAUAUUGCUAUAUAGCAGUUGCAAUUUUGAACUUGAUGGGAUGUCAAACAACUGUACAAAUGAGGAAAUACAUUGACGUCGACAACCUGCUUGAAUUCAUCAAAAGCCAUUGCUGCAUGACUGGUGGAUUUGGACAGUAUGGGGAGGCACAUGCUGGCUAUACCUCUUGUGCCUUAUCCAUUUUGGAUAUUAUGGGCGGCGACUGUUGGCAAAUUUUGAGCCCCGACUUUGUCUCAAGAACCAUUGAGUGGUUAGUCAUGAGACAAGUGUCAAAUCAAGGCUGCAUGAAACUUAUGGUUAAUAACGAAAACUAUGACCUUGCAGAUAAUGGAGGUUUUCAAGGUCGGGAAAAUAAGUUUGCAGAUACAUGUUACGUGUUUUGGUGUUUGAACUCGCUAGAAAUUUUGAAUCGUUUUACGAAGCUCGGCACGACGUAUCACAUAGAUGCGUUAAACUAUUUACUUGAAAAUACCCAAAAUGAUGUUAUCGGGGGUUUUGCAAAGAAUGAUGAGGAUGAUCCAGACCCCUAUCACACCUGUUUAGGAAUAGCUGCAAUAUCCUUGAUAAAUGGCAAUUUUAAUGGACCAAUGUUUCUACCAACGACACUUUUAUAUAAAUACCGUACUCACUACGUGCAGUGA
Messenger RNA from Lachancea fermentati, 1113 nucleotides. NCBI's taxonomy places the organism in Eukaryota, Fungi, Ascomycota, Saccharomycetes, Saccharomycetales, Saccharomycetaceae. The record is from the annotation of a GenBank genome assembly.